AUGUCCAACGGGAGUGCGUCAAACGUCAUCCGCAGGAAGCUCGUCAUUAUCGGAGACGGUGCCUGCGGCAAGACAAGUUUACUCAGCGUCUUCACACUUGGAUAUUUCCCUACAGUAUGUUCAUGUUUCCUUCUUCCCCAGAUCUUGGGCCUGCCCCAGUCUAGAUGGCAUGUGCGGUCGCUAAUCAUUCGUAUAGCAUUAUAUGGCAAGUCCGUGCAGCUUGCCCUGUGGGAUACGGCUGGUCAAGAAGAUUACGAACGUUUACGGCCUCUUGCCUAUUCCAAGGCGCAUGUUAUCCUAAUAGGCUUUUCGGUUGAUACACCCGAUUCUCUUGACAAUGUCAAGCACAAGUGGAUCGAAGAGGCUACUCGUCUUUGCGAAGGUGUACCCAUCAUUCUUGUUGGACUGAAAAAGGAUCUGCGGGAUGACCCUGUUGCCAUUGAAGAGAUGCGCAAGAAAUCCCAACGAUUCGUUACUGCCCACGACGGCGAAGGCGUUGCCCGAGAAAUCGGAGCCAAGCGAUAUCUGGAAUGCUCCAGUUUGAGCGGAGAGGGCGUCGACGAUGUGUUCGAAGCCGCCACCAGAGCUGCCCUUCUUACAUUCGAGAAGGGGGAGACUACCGGUUGCUGUGUCGUUCUGUAA
This is a messenger RNA of Trichoderma gamsii, 642 nucleotides long. RefSeq names its product GTP-binding protein rho2. Gene Ontology annotation, biological process: small GTPase-mediated signal transduction. The transcript has 4 exons. The record is from RefSeq and is a predicted model, not a curated record. Gene Ontology annotation, molecular function: GTP binding; GTPase activity. Lineage: Eukaryota; Fungi; Ascomycota; Sordariomycetes; Hypocreales; Hypocreaceae. Bases 1 to 642 code for a protein of 213 amino acids.